Alligator sinensis (Chinese alligator) is the source of this 1116-nucleotide messenger RNA. RefSeq names its product HRas proto-oncogene, GTPase (gene HRAS). Gene Ontology annotation, molecular function: GDP binding; GTPase activity; GTP binding. Gene Ontology annotation, cellular component: plasma membrane. NCBI's taxonomy places the organism in Eukaryota, Metazoa, Chordata, Crocodylia, Alligatoridae. Bases 228 to 797 code for a protein of 189 amino acids. The transcript is spliced from 6 exons. Gene Ontology annotation, biological process: Ras protein signal transduction. The record is from RefSeq and is a predicted model, not a curated record.
CCUUCGGGAGAGCAGGCUGCUUCUGUGCGGACGGGGAGGCUGGGACAUGGAGCUGCCCGGACAGCGAGCUUAGCUCAGCAUUUCAGGCCAGUUCGCCAUUGUCUGGGGAUCAGCUUCUCCAGAGCUUGGUGUUACAGCUGGGAGCUGGUAUCUGACCCAGGGUUGACUCUGCAGUCCGAUGAGGGUGGUGGUGCUACUGGAGUCCCUCAGCAGGGGUCAGUCAGAAAAUGACUGAGUAUAAGCUGGUGGUGGUUGGAGCAGGUGGCGUUGGGAAGAGCGCUUUGACAAUACAGCUCAUUCAGAACCAUUUUGUUGAUGAAUAUGACCCCACAAUAGAGGAUUCCUAUAGAAAACAGGUAGUCAUUGAUGGAGAAACCUGUUUAUUAGACAUCUUGGACACAGCAGGACAAGAGGAGUACAGCGCCAUGCGAGACCAGUACAUGAGGACGGGGGAGGGCUUCCUGUGCGUCUUCGCCAUUAACAAUACUAAGUCCUUUGAAGACAUUCACCAGUAUAGAGAGCAGAUCAAGAGAGUGAAGGACUCGGACGAUGUCCCCAUGGUGCUGGUGGGGAACAAAUGUGACCUGCCAGCCCGGACAGUGGAGACCCGGCAAGCACAGGAUUUGGCCAGGAGUUACGGGAUCCCCUACAUAGAGACAUCUGCUAAAACCAGACAGGGGGUCGAAGACGCCUUCUACACCUUAGUGCGGGAGAUCCGGCAGCACAAGCUGCGCAAGUUAAAUCCUCCGGAUGAAAGCGGCCCGGGCUGCAUGAACUGUAAAUGUGUGAUCUCAUGACCAAGCUGACCACGCCGUGACUUGGAGGGGUUUCCGCUGUGCAGAGUACGAGGAAAGAGGUGAACCGAAAGAAGCAGCAAAUGGAUUCAGGGGAGGAGAUUGGGGGAAAGGGGAGAUGAGGAGGAGGACAACGACGAGGGUAGCUUGAACCCUGCUCCCCCCCACCCUCCCCAUGGACUAUUUCGAACUUCACCAAGGCCUACAAUAAACGACUGUGUUUUCCACCCCCACCUCCCCUCCUCCUUGUGCCUCCUCCCCUCCUGGCCACUGUACAAAGCCACAGAUUGAAUCACAGUAAAUUAUUAUUUGAUGGUCUUGA